AUGGAUACUAUCGGUGUGUUCCUCAAUCAUGAAAAUGGAACCUUUCCUAAUCAGAAGACCUAUUCAACUGGCUCUGGUUCACGUCCCAUUUGUGUGACAGUUGAGGAUGUCAAUAAUGACUGUCGACUUGAUAUUAUCGUUGGAAAUUUCGAUACUAACAGUAUAAUUAUAUUUUUUGGAUAUGAUGAUGGUACGUUUACAAACCAAUCGACAUUUUCAAUUGGUGCUUCUCGUCCAAAAUCGAUCGCCGUUGGUGAUUUUAAUAACGACCAUCAUCUGGAUAUUGCUGUCGCCAAUUAUGGUACUAACAAUGUAGGUAUAUUAUUGGGACAAGGUAAUGGAUCUUUCUGCUUUCCAGUGACUUAUUCGAUAGGUGGUUCUAUUCCAUAUUCAAUCAUUGUUGCCGACUUCAACAAUGAUUAUCAGUUAGAUAUUGCAGUCACCAAUUAUGAUACUCAUGGAAUUAGUAUACUUCUUGGAUACAUGAAUGGAACUUUUGCUCCGGCUACGGUUUUUUCAACUGGUUUAGGUUCAUAUCCAUAUGGGAUUGCUACUGGUGAUUUAAACGAUGAUAAACAAAUGGAUAUUGUUGUCGCGAAUUCAGGCACUGGCAAUGUUGGCUUAUUUCUUGGGUAUGGAAACGGAAGCUUUGAAAAGCAAGAAACAUAUUUCAUUGGUGUUAGCUCUAGACCAUCUUACGUGACUGUAGGGGACUUCAAUAAUGACCAUCAACUAGAUAUAGCCGUCUCUAAUACGGGUAGUUACAAUAUAAGCAUAUUGAUUGGAUAUGCAAAUGAAUCUUUUGAAACAGAAAUCAUACAUUCAAUUAGCUCUAAGUCAAGUCCAUUUGGAAUCGCCAAUGGUGACUUUGAUAAAGAUAAUCAAUUGGAUAUUGUCGUAGCGAAUGCUGAAACAAAUAGUAUACUUUUACUUACUGACUAUGCGACAAAGCCGUCGAAGCCUCAAAGUACAUAUUCUACUGGGUCAGGUGCCCGCUCAUAUGGUAUCGUUACUGCUGAUUUUAAUAAUGAUAGUCAUUUGGAUAUUGCUGUUGCGAAUGGCGGGACUAACAAUGUUGGUAUAUUUCUUGGAAUAGGAAAUGGAAGUUUUGCGAGUCAAGUAGUAUAUCCUACUGGAGAUAAAUCACAAACAGUGGCACUUGCGAUUGCCGACAUCGACAACGAUAACCAGUUAGAUAUUGUUGUUGCUAAUUUUCACAGUGAUAGUUUUGGUUUGCUACUUGGAUAUGGUAAUGGAACGUUUGCAAAUAUUCGCUUGUAUUUUCUCGGUGUAGCUUCAAGUCCAAUAUCCGUUGCUGUUGGUGAUUUUAAUAGAGACAAUCAAAUAGAUAUUGUUUUUGCUAACUAUGGUCCGAACAGUUUAAGCAUAGUUCUUGGAUAUGGGAAUGGCAGUUUUGGUGCUGUAACGACUUUUACAGCUGGUGAUGGUGCUCGUCCAUACUGUAUCGUUGUGGGUGAUGUUAACAAUGACAAUAAUCUAGAUCUUGCUAGUGUGAAUGUUGGCACAGAUAAUAUAGGUAUUUUUCUUGGGUAUGAUAACGGGAGUUUUGCAGCUCCAGUAACUUAUUCAACUUUAUAUGGUUCAUCGCCGCAGUAUAUACGAAUGAAUGAUCUUAACGGUGAUAAUCUAUUGGACAUCGUCAUCACCAAUACCUUUGCAAAUAAUGUAGGAGUUUUUCUCGGUUGUGGGAACGGUUCUUUCGAAGCACAAAUUAUGUAUGAAACUGGUAAAACAUCGAGUCCAAGCGCUCUCGAUAUUGGUGACUUGAAUGAUGAUGGGCAUCUCGAUAUUGUCGUUGCCAAUUAUGGCUCGAACAAUGUAGGCGUAUUUCUUGGAUAUGGGAACGGCACCUUUGCAAGUCAAAUAUUAUUUCCUACUGGUGAUAAUUCUCAUCCGAAUUCGGUUACUAUUGCUGAUGUCAACAAUGAUCAUCAUCUAGAUAUUGUUGUGCUUAACAGGGGCACAAAUAAUAUUGCUGUAUUACUUGGGCAUUCGAAUACAAAAAAUGCAUCUCAAGCAAUAUACUCAGCUCGCUCCAACUUCCAAAAUGGUUCGAGUACUACUGGGAAUUUUCAAGAUAAUAAUUUGGCUAAUUUUUCUGCGAUAAGUGGAAGAGAAACGAGCGAUAUGCUUAGAUUACUAUUAGGAGAUUAUUAUUCAGAUUUUCAAAUAGAAAAAGUAUAUUCAAUCGGAUAUAGUACACAUCCAUCUUCAAUUGCCGUUGGCGACUUGAACAAUGACACGCACUUAGAUAUGGUCGUCAUUAAUUCAGGAAAAGGAAAUUUUGAUGUACUAAUGGGAUAUGGUAAUGGAUCUUUUAAAAAUGAAAUAAACUAUUCAAUGGAUCUCGGCUCACGACCACUUGAUGUGAUUCUUCAUGACUUUAAUAAUGACAAUUGCCUGGAUAUGUUUGUUACCGAGUCUAUUGGUAACUAUGUAAACAUAUUUGUGGGACUAGGAAAUGGAACUUUUGCGAUUGACACAGCCAUUUGGACUGGCUCUGGAUCUCAGCCAAACUCAUUAGCAAGUGGUGAUUUCAACAACGAUAAUCUAUUAGAUAUUGUUAUUACUAAUCAAGGAACAGAUACUAUAGGUCUACUGAUGGGAUUCAAUUAUUCAUCUUUUGAAAAUAAAGUAAUUUAUUCUACAGGUUAUCUUUCUGCUCCGAGUAGUGCCGAAAUUGGUGAUCUGAAUAAUGACAAUCGACUUGAUAUUGUUGUCUGCAAUUAUGGCACUAACGAUUUGGCCAUCUUUCUUGGACACAGUGAUGGAACUUUUGCACUGCAAACUAAUAUACAUAUAACUGGAUCACGUGCUAGAGGAGUUAUCCUUGGUAAUUUUAACAACGAUAAUUAUCUCGAUAUUGCAACUGUUAACUGGGGUCUAAAUAGUAUAGCUGUUCUUCUUGGAUAUGGUAAUGGAACCUUUGCAGCACCCCUAUUUUACUCAGCUGGAUUCGCUUCACGACCAACAUCUAUCAACUUCGGUGAUUUUAAUCAUGAUAAUUAUUUUGAUAUUGUCAUUGCUAAAUAUGGACUUGACAGUGUUGGUAUAUUUCUUGGUUAUGGAAAUGGGAGAUUUGAUAGCGUGAAGACCUAUUCUACAGGGGAGGGUUCUGGUCCAGCUUCAGUAACUGUCUAUGAUCUGAAUAACGAUACUUUCAUGGAUAUUCUUACAGCCAAUGCUGUUUCUAAUAGUAUAGGCAUACUUUUUGGAUAUGGAGACGGAAGAUUUAAAGACAUAAAAACUUAUGCAAGCGGCAUUGGUACUACUCCAUAUUAUGCUGCAGCUGCAGAUUUCAAUAAUGACACUAUACUAGAUAUUGCUGUUGCUUUAUACGGUACCGGUGAUAUAGGUAUACUUCUUGGGUAUGGGAACGGUGAUUUUUCAUCUGUAAUGACUUAUAAAACUGGAUCUGUUGGAGGUGCACAAAAUCUCAACUUUGGUGAUUUUAACAAUGACAGUUAUCUUGAUAUUGCUAUCGCCAAUAGCGCUAAUGGUAAUGUAGGCGUACUUUUUGGAUACGGCAAUGGAUACUUCAUGAGUAUUACACUAUAUGUGAAUGAUGCUAGCCUUGCUCUAUACCGAAUUCUCGUUAGUGAUUUUAACUAUGAUACUAGAUUGGAUCUAGCCUUUGUCGAUUCGAAUGGAAACAAUUUAUGGAUAUUGCUACAAACUGGUAAAAAGUACUUCGGUAGUCAAAAGACUUUGCCAAGUUAUAAAGGAUCUAAACCAUCUUCCAUUGCUGUUGGUGAUUUCAACAAUGACAAAUGGCUGGAUAUUGCCGUUGCCAACUAUGGUACUGAUAAUAUAGGUAUACUUAUAGGACAAGGUAAUGGAAAUUUUAACAAUAUGAUAACCUAUUCAACAGGCAGUGGAUCUCAGCCAUUGGGAAUAGCAUUAGGUGACAUUAACAAUGAUACUUUAUUAGAUAUUGUGGUUGCCAAUUCUGGAACUGAUAAUAUUGGUAUUUUUUUUGGAAAUUAUAAUGGAACUUUUGCAGCAUUAACAAUGUAUUCAACUGAAAAGGGCUCACGUCCAGUCUCCGUUGCGAUAAGUGAUUUCAACAGUGAUCAGAUCUUGGAUAUCGUAGUUGCAAAUUUUGGUGCUAAUAAUGUUGGCAUGUUUGAAGGACAUGGGAAUGGAACUUUGAAAAAGCAAACAACAUAUUCAGUUGGAUAUGGUGCUCAUCCGAAUAAGGUCACUUUUGGAAAAUUUACCAAUAACGAUUGGAUGGAUAUUGCUGUAGCAAACUAUGAUACGGACACUGUGCUACUUCUUUCAAAGAUAUGUUAA
Messenger RNA from Rotaria sp. Silwood2, 4317 nucleotides. The record is from the annotation of a GenBank genome assembly. Lineage: Eukaryota; Metazoa; Rotifera; Eurotatoria; Philodinida; Philodinidae.